Arabis nemorensis is the source of this 2451-nucleotide messenger RNA. Lineage: Eukaryota; Viridiplantae; Streptophyta; Magnoliopsida; Brassicales; Brassicaceae. The record is from the annotation of a GenBank genome assembly.
AUGGGAUCACAAACCGGUACGAAGCAUUCGAAACCAUCGAUGAAACCUUCGAAUGCUUCUUCUUCGUUCACCGUCAGAUCCUCUUUCGCGAUUUCGUCUCAAUCAGCAAUGGUGGAAUUGAAGCAAAGGAUCUUAACUUCUCUCUCUAGAAUCGGUGAUCGUGAUACUUACCAGAUCGCAGUCGAGGAUUUAGAGAAAAUCGUCGUCUCCGUCUCCGAUUCACCAGAAAUCCUUCCGGUGUUACUCCAUUGUCUUUUCGAUUCCUUUACUGAUCCUAAAGCUCCGGUCAAGAGAGAAUCAAUUCGUCUCCUCUCUUUUCUUUGCCUCUCUUAUUCCGAUCUCACUUCUUCGCAGUUAGCGAAAAUCAUCUCGCACAUCGUUAAGCGUCUCAAAGACGCCGAUAACGGUGUACGCGACGCUUGUCGAGACGCGAUUGGAUCUCUCUCUGCGCAGUUUUUGACGGAGAAGGAGGAAGGGAAUGGAAGUUCUUCUGGUGGGUCUUCGUUGGUGGGGAUUUUUGCUAAGCCAUUGUUUGAAGCAAUGGUUGAACAGAACAAAAGCUUACAAUCUGGUGCUGCGAUUUGUAUGGGGAAGAUGAUUGAUUCAGCAUUGGAACCUCCUGUUGCAGCUUUUCAAAAGCUUUGCCCUAGAAUUGCAAAGCUUUUGAAUAGCCCCAAUUACAUUACUAAAGCUUCUCUCUUACCUGUAAUUGGAAGCUUGUCUCAGGUUGGAGCUAUUGCACCCCAGAGCUUGGAUUCAUUGCUACACAGUAUUCAUGAGUGCCUUGGAUGUACGGAUUGGGUUACUCGUAAGGCAGCGGCUGAUGCCUUAAUAUCCUUAGCUGUCCAUUCUAGCAAUUUGGUUGUGGACAAAACAGAUUCCACUAUUACAGCUCUUGAGGCCUGUCGUUUUGAUAAGAUAAAACCUGUUAGAGAGAGCUUGUCUGAAGCACUGAAUGCCUGGAAGAACAUUGCUGGAACGUCUGAUGACCAGAAGGAUUGCUCAUCUGAGCAAUGUAUGUUGGAAAGCAAUGGAGAAACCGAUUCAAUUGCAUGUGAGAGAGCAGGACCGGUGAUGCAAGGCUCUUCUGAUGGUUUGAGCAGUAAUUCAGAUUCCAUUUCAAAAGCAGUUCUCAUUUUGAGGAAGAAAGCUCCUCGCUUGACUGGCAAAGAUCUUAACCCAGAAUUUUUUCAGAAACUGGAAAAAAGAGGUUCUGGUGAUAUGCCUGUUGAAGUUAUUCUUCCCUGUAGGCAAAAGAAUUCGUCGAACUCAAACACAGAGGACGAUUCAGACACCAAUACUUCAGUAUCGAGGAGCAGGUGCAGAAUAGCUGGUGUCCAUCCGAAACAAAGACAUUUUGGAGAUUUCGCAAGAGAAAAAUGGGCAGAUGAAAGAAUGAACGGAGGCAAAUCAUGGUUAAGAGCAUUUGAUGGAGAUCAGACCGACGUAAAUCAGGUGGAAGCAUCUGAAAACAGAGGAAAUUGGCCACCUUUACAGAGACAGUUAUUGCAGUUGGAGAGACAACAAACCCACAUAAUGAACAUGUUGCAGGAUUUCAUGGGUGGUUCACACGACGGCAUGAUAAGUUUGGAGAACCGUGUUGUAGGUCUUGAGAGGAUCGUAGAAGAGAUGUCAAGAGAAAUGUCUAAACAAUCAGGUGCGAGGGGAAAGGCAGCUGCAUCAUGGAGGUCUGAUGUUGUAGAUGGAUGGGAUAGUCCUAACUAUGGAGUUUCUUCGGGAAACACUCAGGUCAGUACAAGAAGGACACGUGGCACUCCUGAGCACUCAAGUAACAGCAGAAGAGCUUGGGACAAAAGCUCUGCACCUAUUAGACUAGGUGAAGGACCUUCAGCUCGAAGCGUAUGGCAAGCUUCAAAAGAUGAAGCUACUCUCGAAGCAAUACGUAUAGCUGGAGAAGACUGUGGAGUACCGUCAAGGACAAGACGAGUAUCUAUUCCCCAAGCAGAAGCAAUAAUGGACGAAGAUGAUGAUUUCCGCGGAGGACAAGAGCGAGACCUUGUCUGGACUUGUUGGAGCAAUGCGAUGCACGCAGUCCGAGUUGGUGAUACCGAUUCUGCAUUUGCUGAGGUAUUAUCAACCGGAGAUGAAAUUUUGCUUGUCAAGUUAAUGGACAAAACCGGUCCUGUUCUUGAUCAACUCUCGAGUGAUAUCGCAAACGAGGUUCUCCACUCUAUUGCACAGUUUCUCCUGGAUCAUACUCUGUUUGAUAUCUGUCUAUCUUGGAUUCAACAGUUGCUAGAAGUAAGUGUAGAAAACGGAGCAGACUUCAUGGGAAUGCCAAUGGAGUUAAAGAAGGAACUUCUGUUGAACCUACAUGAAGCUUCUUCGACAACAGAUCCUCCCGAGGAUUGGGAAGGUCUAGCUCCCGACCAUCUUUUGAUCGAAUUAGCAUCUAACUGGACCAUCGAACUCCAACAUUUCGACCCGUAA